AUGAGCAAUUGGAAGCUUCAGAUCGAAGAAAGUCGCGAGACUCGUGUUGUGGACGAGCACGAGUGGAUCUCGAGCUGGCUUCGAGAUGCGGACUACGAGGAGCGCAACCAAAACGUAAACGACGCUGGUGAUAUUGGGGCAGUUGAACCUGUGACGCCACAGAGACGACCACUGCAGAUACUAAACUACGACGAGGUGUCACCGACAAAUACCAAUUUCUCUCACGACUCGGUCUUCGAUACGCCACAGGGCUUUGGUGAUUCGUGGACUGAAGAGGACCCAUUCUGUGAUGACGUCCCCGACGUUACCAGUGUCUUGGAUUUCAAGGCCGAAGUGGUUCAAGACAGUAGAGAAACACCGCAGGAGGACUUCGCCAACGAUUUUGAAGUCAGGAGCUUUGCCUCGUAUGAUCCUCCGAGUGAUAUCGACGAAGGCCUUGCAAAGAGCAUCAACGCUAAGAGCAUCAACGCUACGAGCAUCAACGCUACGAGCAAGGCACACAUAGAUACAGUAGCGCUACCCACUGAACAGAACGGAAUUCGCAUUACCUGGAUCACCUCAUGUACGCAGUGUAUACUUGCCGACCUGCCAUGCUCGAGGACGGUCCCGUGUUGCUCUCGGUGCAAACGUACCGGACAAGCGAAUGUGUGCCUCUUGCAUCGGCGCAAGUUUCGCGAGGAGGUUGAGAGAGCUGAAGCAGAAACAUGUACAACACCAGUGCUUCUGAAGUUGCAAGGUGAGGAUGAGAGUCACUGGGUGGAGAAGCUCAGACUAGCUUGUGAGUUCGAUACACUCUGGCAUGAUCAUGAGGAUCGCAAAAACUGGGUACUUCCACCAGUUGAUGGUCGACGAGGGGACUUUCGUGCGCAUGGUGUACGUGUACCACGGACGCAUCCAGGUGAAGGCAAAGGUCACUUGACUUACCGGGAGCUUGAGGUGGCCAUUGGAAAUUGA
Molecule: messenger RNA, 954 nt
Organism: Ascochyta rabiei
Lineage: Eukaryota; Fungi; Ascomycota; Dothideomycetes; Pleosporales; Didymellaceae
Exons: 2
Coding region: 1-954 (317 amino acids)
Source: RefSeq, a predicted model, not a curated record